Pelobates cultripes (western spadefoot toad) is the source of this 5832-nucleotide messenger RNA. Lineage: Eukaryota; Metazoa; Chordata; Amphibia; Anura; Pelobatidae. The record is from the annotation of a GenBank genome assembly.
CAGAAAACCUGUUUCUAAAUUAGAAGAAUGGGUUAAAACAUUGAGCAAGCUGUGUUUGGAAGUCCUCCCUCCCAUCAAGGAUCUGAAACACUCCUCCAGAGUCCAAAUAAAACUGGCUGGGGAAACACACUUUGCUCCUCAUAUUUAACAUCAGCUGCCAACUCCAAUCAGAACCCUCACGCCUCCAUCUCUGGUCCCCACAUGGCUCCUCCAGAUUACAAUGGCACAUGGAACAUGAUAAGCAAUGACAAUCUUGAGGGCUUCAUGCAAAGUCUGGGUAAGCCAUCCAACUAUGUGUAUCAGAAAUAAAUGCAGUUAGACAGAAUGGCCAACUCUGCUUGUUGGUGUGUUCUACCAAAUCUUCCAUUUCUAUUUCCACAUUAAAUAUAUACAUAACUAAACGUCGCAUCAUGGCAUUGCUUAGAAGCCUUAGAUGACUGUUCUUUGUCACUAUAAUUACUCGUUCUGGUUUUUGGAGGCUGCUAGCUGAUAUUAACACAUGUUGCUUUCAUUUUCUGCUAUUUAAAUCCCCUAGUGAAUUCAUCUUCAAAGCUGCAAGGAUGAUUUUGUAUCAAUGCUGGUAUAUCAGAAUAUAAAUCCAAUAUAUAGUGGGUCUGUCCCAGGCAGUAAGGUGGUGAAUUUUCCCUUUAAAUGUUGGGUGUAUUUGACAAUGUAUCUAUUUGGGCUCUUACAAUAAAUUCAAAUGUUACUGUGACUGCACAGACCGAUAUUCCAUCCUAUGGGACUUAAGAGCUGAAUUGUAAACUUUUGCCAACAUUAGUUUAAUAUUCCCUUUAGUUUCCAUUUGCCACCAUUAAAUGUAUUGUAUUGUUACUUGGUACACAUUUAUAAAUACCUGUCUUGUUGUUUCUCUUCCCUUAUGUAUUGAAAUUGUAUUUAUAAAACUUUUUUACCAGGAAGGAAACUUGGUGAUUGUAGUUAAAAACCCUGGCAUUAUGUCUGAGUUUGUCCUGUUUAUAUAUCUUUUAUCUAUUUGUGUGUGUGUAAUAUAUAGUGGAGGGUAUACCAAACUUACAGAUGCAUUUCAGCUUAAUUUAGUUCCUUUUUAAAAAACCUUGUUUAAAAUGUAUAAUUUUACAGAAGUUUCAAAUUUAAAGGUCUUUGACAAUAUACGUUAAUACUUUUUUAAGGUGCAAGGAUGUAUGAAUGUAAAACUGCUGUGAGGUUUUUUAUCUCCACAUCGCUAUAGCAAUACAGUGAUGACAGCGUUUUCACAAGAACGCAGUUGAAUUAUGUUCCUGUUGUCGUGUCUGUAUUUCUCUAGAGGUGUAGGGGCGUCAUGCUCGUUUCCUAUGGGAGAAUCUUGCGUGAGACUAUGGCUGUUGAAGAAUUGAAGGACUCCCUAGCUAAUAGCUUCUGUCGUUAUGUCCAUAGGAGUGUAAUUAAACCUUCCCCUUCUGGUAUCGUUUCCAUGGAACACUUAUCCUUUCAGAUGUUGUAGGAUGACCAAGUAACUUCUAUUUUUCCUUUUACCCCAGGUAUAGAUUUUGUUCUACGGAAAAUGGCAAAACUACUGAAGCCUCAAAAAGUGAUAGAACAAAAUGGUGAUGUCUUUACAAUCCGAACAAUAAGCAGUUUACGGAAUUACAUGAUUAGCUUCACAGUUGGGCAAGAAUUUGAAGAGGACACGAAAGGCAUGGAUAAUCGGAAGCUUAAGGUGUGGCACAGAUGGCAAAAGGCCCUUUGUGGUUUUUGGGUUGGGCAAUGUUUGUAGAUUUCAUUAUGUAUUCUGGAGUUGCCCGUUGAUGUACACCCACUGUAAUCCAGAGAUGUUCAACCUCCAUUCCCCUGGGACCAAUGGUAAAAAAAUAAAUAAAAAAUCAUCACUCGCUUAAUAAAUGACUAGACGUUGUCUCUGUGUCCUGGGUCACUAAUUACUGUGUGGACGGUUGCUGGGAUUACACUAGAAAACAAAAAACACUUUGGACCCAUUUUAAAAAGUAAAGAGACUCUUUUCAAACCACAGAUAGAAUCCAGUAUUCGGGCCAUGUGCAAACUUGUUUUGUUAUUGUUUGUUUUUCUUAAUAAAAAUAGCUCAAGCUAAAUAAAAGCCGGAAUAUGUAGUAGAGCUGCACUUCCGGAAAUGAGAAUUUCUUCAAAUUGAACAAAUAAUGGCAGAGAAUGUGGUUGUAAUGUCAUUGAACUAGAGGUCAGUGUGACAUUCUGAGUUAGUAAAAGGUCAUUGUCUCAGGGGAAAGUGAUAAAAUGUUGCCUUUAAAGUCCUGAAGAAAACCUCCCUCAAAUAUUUGGAUUAGUAUGGGAGGUUUUUAAUCUGACCGUCGGAAUGGCCGUACUUUUGUAUAUUCUUUGUAAGCUGUGCUUUCAGUUCGGCAAUUUUGGCCUCAGAUUUAAAACUCUCUUCGAAUUCUCCCUUCAGAGAAUUGAUGUAAACACUUCCUGAAGCAGAGAUUACUCGCUUCUUUCGAUAGAUUCCAACCAUGGGUGCUGUGAUCGGCUAAAAGGGGACCGCUGACAUUCUCAGACAAUCACAUCCGCCAAUGGCUGUUCAGGGUAAUCCUUCCUCAUUGGCCCAAGCAGCACAGAAUGCAAGGAUAACCCCAGGAGGCUCCAGACACUAGAACCACUUCAUUAAGAUGAAGCCAUUCCGGUGCCUUCAGUGUCCCUUUAACUCUGUCAGUUCUAUACAACCUUGUGGUAAUAUUUAGUGGAUCUUUAAAGUGUAUGUAAGUGCUUAAUUAAUGUUUAAACCAUCAUCAGUCUUUUUAAGGAGUUAGAGGUCUCUAAUAUCUAGAUCUUUCCUCAGUCUUGUAUCCUGGGAUAAUGGACGGCUUGUCUGCGUGCAAACUGGUGAAAAAAAGAACCGGGGAUGGGUACACUGGCUAGACGGUGAUGAGCUGCAUUUGGUAUGAAUCAGGAUUUGUAUCCUUAUCUUGCUAGCUUGUAAUGUUGAUGAGUCUGUGCAUAUUGAUGAAUUGUAACAUUCAUUUUGCUUUAGAGCACAAACUGCAUCUCCCUUUAAUGCCACAUAUUAUGGCUUACAUCUCCCAUGAUGCUCUGGCGGAGGGUUAUGCAAGCUAUAGUCUGGAAUGGCAGAAUUUGCCUACCGGUUAUAAUGUAGCAGGGUGUUUGAUGUAACCGCUGGCUGGCAACAGGUCUUCAUGUGACAUGACCUAGAGAUCAUACAAUAAGAUACUAUUGCUAUGUCUUCCUCUCUGUGAUCAAGGCAAAGAAUAGGGCUGUGUGCAUGAAUGCUGAAUAUUCACAUUGCGCACACACCAUGAAAGUAACUGGCUCAGUGGGAGAAGUGAUGCUGAGGUGACAGAGGCCACGACAAGUGGCUGUGGGACUUGUCCUAUGACUGGGCUCUGCACUUGGUGAAAUGUGUCACUAGGGGGAGUAAGUGCUCAUAGAAUGUUGAACCCAGCAGUACAAUCUAAGCUGGGUGAGUUGGCGGUUUCUAGGCUAAAUCAUGCAGGGUUUUUUUAAUUUUUUUUUUAUUUUUUUUACCAUUAGAUUGGUAUUUAGAGAUUAAGCUCCAGUGCAUUGCACUGGGGACUUGGUAAAAUAUGAUAUAUCUGACCGCUCACCUAGUGAAUAACCAACCAAGUUGCCCUCCACUUUUUCUUCUAUGUCUAUGGUAAGACCGUUCGUGCAUGCAGACCAGACUGGUUAAAUAAAAAUGGAUCCUAUCGCCUCUUCCACUGGUGACCAUCCAGAAAAUGUGUAUGUGGCCUCCUGACUCUCAGAUGGUGCUAGUCCCUAACAAUCUAAUCUUAAAAAUGGGAGGAUACAGCAAUGGGAUAUUGUUUUAUAGGAGAGAUCAAGUGCUGUAGGACAGAGGAGGGGAGAACUUGUCUGUUAUCUGCCACUGAGUACAGUUCUAUUCUGAAUACCCUGCAUCCACUACUGCCUUUAUGGCUUAGUGGUGUUGCGGAUUUGAGGGCCUUUUAGGGUUAGGAUUUGGCAAAAAGCUUUCUAUAUGCCCAGUCGGUGCCCCUACCAAGUUCAUCCUGUAGAUCUUUUUCAGUUACAUGUUUAGAGCUACGAUACCAGGUUCAAAGCUCUGCAGAUAUGGGAGCUAUAUAUUUUUUAUUUUUUUAUUUUUUGUAGUUUGUAUGUGAGUUGGGAUUAUGUGCCAUCCCAAUUAUAAAAAGAUGCCAGAGAUUAGAAAAUAAUUGUACAUUCCCUAUAAUGCUACAUGGAUUGACAUGGAAAUAAAAUGUAAAACCUGGAUCACAAGACAGGGCUCUGGGUGUAACUCUGGUUUUUCUUUCCACUAGGAGCUUACCUGUGAAGAUCAAACCUGCAGGCAAGUGUACAAGAAGGUCGAAGAGACUUCCUGACCCAACUGUAACCGGAUCAUUCGUAGAAGAAUGUUCUGUGAUGACAACCGUCUUCUAUGCAAUCAAUUCAUCAUUAUUUGUUGUAUAUUUUUACAAAAGUCUGUCUUUUCAAAUAGUAUGACCUAGAAUUCUACUUGUAUUUGUUUUUUGUGCUGUAGUAGCCAGUUAACAUUGCCUGGUAUCUUUUGGAAGAUCUUUGAUCAUAAACUGAAUUUUCAAUGGAAAAUAUCACUUGGGAUAGAGCUGUAAAACUGAAAUGACCUUGUAUGAGCUGGUGCUGUCUGGUAAAAUAACAUCUGGUUCUAAGUUCAGUGUUUGGAUGUCUUUAAUUCUGGUUUUAUUCCAGUGAGGUGCACUGAUGGGUUUUAGGGUUAGUGGGAUGAUACAGAUCCCAUCUUGAAAACAGGUGACCAAUUCCACGUCAAUAACCGCUUCUGAUCUAAACCAGUGGUUCCCAACCCAGUCCUCAAGUACCCCUUAACAGUCCUGUAUUCAGGGAUUACCCAGCUGUUUCUGUCUUUUUAGAACAGAACAUUUUAGACAGGGUAAUCCCUAAACCCUGGACUGGUAGGGGGUACUUGAGGACUUGGUUUGGAACCACUGAUCUAAACGAUUUGUAACAAACUGAACUUAAAGGAUCGUUAAAAGCAUAUAGAUGCAGUGGCCGUUAACUUUUUAACCCUUGAAUGUAAAUCAUUGCUGUUCAGGACAUAUGGCAAUGCUUAUAUUGCAGGGAUAUUUGAUGGGAUGAGAAGAGGAGUCUGUGUGACAGGAAGAUUUAUUAAAACUAUUAUUUUCUUAUUUAUUCUUACUCUUUAGAUUCAGGGUGGCCUGAAUCUAAAUAAAUGCUCAGAAUACUAUAUAGUGUUUGGAAUAAAGGUUUGUAUUCCUAAUUCCACGGUGUUCCUUUUUAAAGGUACACCCCAAACACUGUCCUCGACUCCCCGCACACAGUGUAUUACAACUGCAGCUCUAAGGUUAUAGAAUGUGAUGGCAGAUAAGAACCAUUCGGCCCAUCUAGUCUGCCCAAUUUUCUAAAUACUUUCAUUAGUCCCUGGCCUUAUCUUAUAGUUAGGAUAGCCUUAUGCCUAUCCCACGCAUGCUUAAACUCCUUUACUGUGUUAACCUCUACCACUUCAGCUGGAAGGCUAUUCCAUGCAUCCACUACCCUCUCAGUAAAGUAAUACUUCCUGAUAUUAUUUUUAAACCUUUGUCCCUCUAAUUUAAGACUAUGUCCUCUUGUUGUGGUAGUUUUUCUUCUAUUAAAUAUAGUCUCCUCCUUUACUGUGUUGAUUCCCUUUUAUGUAUUGAAAUCAUAUUCCUCCAAGCUAUACAUGUUAAGGUUUUUUUAUUUAUUUUUUAUAUGGUGUAAGGAGGUCCCCUGUCUCCCUGCACACAGUGUAUUAUAACUGCAGCUAGAAGGUUAAGGUGUAAGGAGGUCCCCUGUCGCCCCGCACACAGUGUAUUAUAACUGCAGCUAUAAGGUUAUGGUGUAAGGAGGUCCCCU